This is a messenger RNA of Schizophyllum commune H4-8, 1210 nucleotides long. RefSeq lists its product as uncharacterized. The transcript is spliced from 4 exons. NCBI's taxonomy places the organism in Eukaryota, Fungi, Basidiomycota, Agaricomycetes, Agaricales, Schizophyllaceae. The coding region runs from base 478 to 1065 and encodes 195 amino acids. The record is from RefSeq and is a predicted model, not a curated record.
CUUCGCCACUCGGGGUCUUGCCCCAUACCACAUCCUCCGACUUUUUGACCGCCGCGGACGCGGGCUCGUCAGAUGGCUCCUUCGCCGGGCGCCUAUGCCGCAGGGCGCUCUGCCCGCUCGCCGAUUUCGCGCUCAUGUCGCGCUUUUUGACCAAGAAAAAGCGGAGAAGAUGGCGGUCGGUGGAGGAAUACGGCUGGAGGGCUGGAUAAAAUACGUGCACGGACUGCCGUCGUGUGCAAGGCGUGUUCCGGAUUUUAUGUCGGGAAAUAGGCCGAUAUAUUACCUCAAGGACGCACGCGUUGCUCGGCCCGCGCCGUUCCGUGCAUAUGAUUUCCUGGAGACCUCAAAUAGGAGCAAACAGGCUCUUGAAGUUUUCCACCAUCAUCUCCGUCUCCUCUCCUCCUUUCUCGUCCCUCCUAUUUCCACCUCUGACGUCCCUUGUAUCUUCUACGGCAGCCCUUACCGCACCAAUUCAUCAUGAUCUCCUUCUAUCUGUGUGUUCCCUGUCUCGUGCUCACUAUCUGCGCUCUACCCGCCCACUACCCCCUCUCUAUUCACUCCGAUCUCGAUCUUUCCUACCGAGUACUGGAGUUGCUUAUGAGGGAAGAACGACAUGGCAUUAAUUUCGGUGGCUCCCACCUUUCCCUUGGGAUGCGGCCUUACGAGGUGCCAUACAUGUUCGCCCUACGUCCUCCCUUGUCGUUACCUUUCGUUGCAUUUCUCAUACCUUGCCAUCUGCGUACAGAGGCGAAUAGAUCACGUUCGGUCGUUCAUCCCUACAUCCUCAUGCGCUGUGAUGUUAUGCGUGAGCUGUUCAGCGCAUGGACGCAUCAUGCACCCUCGUGGAGUGCACCCAAUGCUGUGCCCAAUUCGCGGGCAAGCGACACGAGUCUGAGGGGACAAGAAGGCCUUCAGUACGUAUGCGGCUUCUCAAGGAGUCAGUGGGUAUUCGGGCCACCUCUAGUAGGCGCGACGCACGAUGUUGACAAAGAAUCAUCCCCGUACAUCGAUAUCUGGAAGCCCUCUACACGUCCGGCAACAGAACGGUUGAUUAGCGCAUCUUGAUAGAAGUGCAGUGGGUAUCGCUGCUGUUGCACUAUCCUGCGAAAUAGCCUUUCAUUCUUCACACCAUCGCGAUACCCAUGCCGGUAAACACUCCGUGGUCGUUUGUUGCUGGGAAGGAUUGCCCAGGAGACCUCCCGAGCUGAUG